GCUAGGCCUCUUCCUUGGCGCCGUCUAUAGCCUGUAGGUCCUCCAUAGAAGAGAGGGAAGUCGAAGAAGUCACGACUUGAUAGUUCCUCUUUGGGCAUCGCGGGUCACCACAGUAUUGGGCGGUGCUCUUUUACCAAGGGCAUGGUAUCUGUAGAGUGGGCGCCGUUGGAGGGAUGACCCCCUUCUGGACCUGGAGACCGACCAUGAACAAGACCAAGACCCCAGUUGGCGGCGUCAAUAGUAGGGGACCUAACCUGGCUCUCCAGGCUCAACCAGCCUUACGGACUCACCAUGGGCGGUGUCCACCCUUCUGCCAUGGAUACCGGAGCUCUAUGGAGGCAACCAGAGGGCUGUGACAGCCCGAGAGGAGGGAUCAAUGCCUCCCCCGGAGCUUAUCGUACCUUUGUACAGGGGGCACGAUCCCAGCGGAGUGGGCAAGUGGGCUGGCUACCGGAAGGAGGGACGAACGGUCGUGCCAUGUUCCCUGGAAGCUUAUUUCUCCAUGUGCUUCACUUGACUCCGUUCUCAAGGCGUGUUCAUACGGACAAGGCAUCUACCUACAUUGUAAUCCUUGGCAAUGAUGGCAUCUACAGCCUCAAAAACCUCUCGGAACUUGGAGGACAGAGAAGGAGAACGAUAGACGAUCAAACUUGCAAAACGACAAGAAGGCGGUCGCGACGUCAUUUCCGUGACGACCCUUCAUGUUCACUCGCAGAUCGCCGCCCGACACACGUUGAACUUUGCAACUCGACUGGUCCAGACUUCAGGGGACCUUUCUUCCCCUUCUCAAGUCCCUCCUUCAUCUGCGGCACAGCACCGAUCGCCUGCUGCCGUACACAGUAUGCCGUCAUCUCUACCCGUACCACCAAUCCGCAAAGGCGUGAUGAUGGUGGUGGUGGUGGUGGUGCUGACCCCUUCUUGCUAUUGAACUCUUGGCAACUCGGCAGGGCCAUUCUUCAUUGGGUGUCUUGGAGCUUUCCACGACGACAGAAGACGCAAAAUCCGGCCAGAGACGAAAUAAAUCAUCAUCCGCGAAGAAAUGGGAGCCAAGUAAUGAUUAUGUGAGAACAAAGUACCUAUUGCCCAACCCUGAACCUCUCAUGCAACGGGUCUCCGCGGAUGGGCGGCGAACCCGGUGCAAAAACCCCCCCGAAACAAAGCGUGCCCGGAUCUCGGUGGUCUUUCCUCUAGGACCCUCCAUACGGGCAUGGUGUUUGCCGUUGGGAAGUCAAAAUUCAACUUCAUCCGGCCCCCGGCUUCCAGGAAACGGGGUGGGCCUGUUCGUAACUUUACCUUACUUUAAGACCUCACGUGCUUCGUAACAUACGUAGGGUAUGCUGCACCUCUGUG
This is a messenger RNA of Colletotrichum godetiae, 1350 nucleotides long. RefSeq lists its product as uncharacterized. The record is from RefSeq and is a predicted model, not a curated record. Lineage: Eukaryota; Fungi; Ascomycota; Sordariomycetes; Glomerellales; Glomerellaceae. The transcript has 2 exons. The coding region runs from base 292 to 1065 and encodes 257 amino acids.